AUGCUUGACGUCCCCGACUCGCAGCUAGAGAGCAUGCUUGCGGAGGCACCCGGUUCAUCCUCGUUAAAUUUCACCAUGUUCCUCACUCUGUUUGGAGAAAAGCUUGCUGGAUCUGAUCCUGAGAUGGCCAUCAAGAACGCUUUUGAGUGCUUUGAUGACGAAGGCAUGGGCAAUGUAAACGCUGAUGUCCUAAGGGAGUACCUCACCACCAUGGGUGACCGUAUGACGGACGAUGAGGUCGAUGAGAUUAUGCGUGGUACGCACGUCUCUGGCGAGAGUUUCGACUACUGUGCGUUCGUGAAACUGCUCAAGAGUGGCAUUGUUGAAGGCAACUCGCAAUAG
This is a messenger RNA of Sphaeroforma arctica JP610, 342 nucleotides long. RefSeq lists its product as hypothetical. The record is from RefSeq and is a predicted model, not a curated record. Bases 1 to 342 code for a protein of 113 amino acids. Gene Ontology annotation, molecular function: myosin heavy chain binding; calcium ion binding. NCBI's taxonomy places the organism in Eukaryota, Ichthyosporea, Ichthyophonida. Gene Ontology annotation, cellular component: cytoplasm; myosin II complex. The transcript has a single exon.